GAGAGCGCGGAAGGAAAGGCGAGGCUCUGUCCAAAGCCGGCGCGCUGGAGGGAGGGAAGCGGUGAAGCCCGCGUUACUUUCUCGAAGGCUUUGGCGUUGAGCACAGCAAACAAGGCGACUGGAAGACGAGCGGAGAAGACCAGCCCUCGGGGUGGGGGCGGGGAGGCGGUUCAGUGGGCCUCUGGAGUUUGUGUGUCUGUCAGUGCGCGCGCGCGCGCGCGCGUGUGUGUGUGUGUGUGUGUGUGUGCGCGUGUGUGUGCAUCUGGCGCCUGUCCAAGGUGAUUUCCCAUAAACCACAUGCCUCACAAGUCCGCUUAAAAGGCUGUGCCGAGGAGCUGGCCAGUGGAGCCCGGCUCGGGGAAAGUGAAAGUUUUCCAGGGGGCUCUCUGCGCCGCCGCGAGUCCCUCCUCACUCCUGGGACAGCAGCGCGGCCCUCGGCUGGGGCGUGGACUCUGCAGCGGCCAGCGAGCGAGCGAACGAGAGAGCGAGGGCGGCCGACGCGCCCGGCCGGGACCCAGCUGCCCGUAUGACCGCGCGGGGCGCCGCCGGGCGCUGCCCUCCCACGGGCGUGGGGGUUCCUGGGGAGUGUGAGAGCUGGGGAGAAAUUAUGCCCUCUCUGUCACAGACAUGGCUGGGCCGCCUGCUGCUGCUGGCCUGUCUCCUCGUGAACAGGAGUACUACCGAGGAGGUGUCGGAGAACUGUAGCCACAUGAUUGGGAACGGACACCUGCAGGUCCUGCAGAAGCUGAUUGACAGUCAGAUGGAGACCUCGUGCCAAAUUGCCUUCGAGUUUGUAGACCAGGAGCAGUUGAACGACCCCGUGUGCUACCUUAAGAAGGCCUUUCUCCUGGUGCAAGACAUAAUGGAGGACACCAUGCGCUUCAGAGACAACACCCCCAAUGCCGCUGUCAUUGUCCAGCUCCAGGAACUCUCUCUGCGGCUGAGGAGCUGCUUCACCAGGGACUAUGAAGGGCAGGACAAGGCCUGUGUCCGAACUUUCUAUGAGACGCCUCUCCAGUUGCUGGAGAAGAUCAAGAAUGUCUUUAAUGAAACAAAGAAUCUCCUUAAAAAGAACUGGAACAUUUUCAGCAAGAACUGCAACAAUAGCUUUGCUAAAUGCUCCAGCCAAGAUGUGGUGACCAAGCCUGAUUGCAACUGCCUGUACCCCAAAGCCACCCCUAGCAGUGACCCGGCCUCUGUCUCCCCUCAGCAGCCCCUCGCCCCCUCCAUGGCCCCUAUGGCUGGCUUGACCUGGGCUGACUCUGAGGGGACAGAGGGCAGCUCCCUCUUGCCCGGAGAGCAGGCCCUUCGCACAGUGGACCCGGGCAGUGCCAAACAGCGACCACCCAGGAGCACCUGCCAGAGCUUUGAGUCACCAGAGACCCCGGGCUUCGAGGGCCACCCCACUGGAGGUUCACCUCAGCCCCAGCCCUCUGUCGGAGCUCCUGUCACUGGGACGGAAGACAUUCUUGACUCUGUGCUGGGCACUAACUUGGACCUGGAAGAGGCCUCCGGAGAGGCUAGUGAGGGUCUUAUACCCCAAGGGGCAGAGCUUGCCUCCCGCAUGUUGUGGAGAGGCAGCGUCCAGGCAGAGACUGCCAGGACCAGCCGUCUCCUCUCAGCAUCUUCACCACUCUCUGGGUCAGGAAGGGGCUGGCAGCCUGCGGAUGUAACUAGCACACCACUGCCCAUGGUGGGCCCCGUGAGACCCACCGAGGCCUGGAGUCACACACCUGAGAAUGCAGACCAUUCAUCUGCCUCGCCCAGAGACCACCAGGAGCCAGGCUCUGCCGGGACCCCAGCACUGCACCCGCACGGCCUCAGCAGUCCCUCUGCCCCCUCUUCUCAGCCAAGGCUUCCCAGAAGCCAUUCCUGGGGCAACGUGCUGCCCCUUGGGGAGCUGGAAGGCAAGAGGAGCACCAGGGACCGGAGGAGCACCGCAGAGCUGGAAGGAGGACAAGCAAGUGAGGGGGCGGCCAAGCCCCCAGCCCGUCUUAACUCCGUUCCUUUGACUGACGCAGGCCAUGAGAGGCAACACAAGGACCCCUCCGACCCCCAGCUCCCCGGCUUUGUCUUCCGCCUGCUGGUGCCCAGCAUCAUCCUGGUCCUGCUGGCUGUCGGUGGCCUCCUGUUCUACAGGCGGAGGCGGCGGAGCCAUCGAGAGCCUCAGACAGUGGAUUCUCCCAUGGAACAACCGGAGGGCAGCCCCCUGACCCAGGAUGAGGACAGACAGGUGGACCUGCCAGUGUAGAGGGAAUUCUAAGCUGGGCGCGCAGGAUAGUCUCUCCAUGCGAGGAGACGUUAUGGGGAUAUCCACCACCACCCCUCCCCAGCCAUUCUCCUGGGAAUGUGGCCUGCCUACCAUGAGAGCUCCUGGACUCAGGAGAGCAAGACUGGACCAGAGCAGCGAGGCUGGGGCCCUCAGCCCUCGACCCUCAGACUCUGGACUGACUAAGAGAGGGCUGGAGGUGCCCCCCACGCUGCUAUUUAUCGGGGGCCCUGGAGGCUCCCAUCCGCUUGAGGAAGGCUGGGAAGCCCGGCUGAGGACCCUCUGCCCCUCAGGGGCUGUGUCCUCCUCCCAUCCCCCUCCAAGCCAACACCUGGGCCAGGGACCCAGAGGCCCGUGGGACAUGGGAGAGCAGGGUGGGCGCUGAGGAAUGGAAGAGCCCUUGUGCCCGAGGACCCGCCUGGUGCCAAGAUCCCAACACCGACAAGCAGGGACUCGUCUCCAGAGAGAGAAGCAUGAGAUUCGCAGGGCAGGACAGUGUCACUGGAUUUCCCGUAAAGGUGUGUAGCCCAAAAGACGGGAAGAGAAGGCUUCUGGGCCUGCUGGUCUGCACGGACAGCCCAGAGUGGGUCUGCACCCUCCACUUGCCUAACUGCCCUCUGCUGGUGGCCAGGCGGGGAGGGGAUGCCAGCCCUACCCUCAGGACCUGCCUGGCUUGGCUCGUGAUGCCAAGGGCAAGACCAAGCUCUGGCCUCGGUCGGCCCCAGCGUCCCCCCAGCCCUGCCGGAGCUUCUCCAGGAGGCCGCGCAGAGGCUCUCCUCAUGAAGGAAGCCAUUGCACUGUGAAUACUGAACCCGCCUGCUGAACAGCCUGCCCCAUCCAUCCCCGAGAGCAAACACCUAUCCGUCCUCCCACCCCUCCAGCCUCUCUCCCCAGCUUCCUGCACUGAGUGCCCGAGCUGGCCUCGCCCAUCGACUGAGGGAGCCCCUGAGCCCCGACCUUCUGCUGACCCGGCUCUGAAUCCCUGGGGUGGAUUAGGGUGGGAGAACUGCCCGGGCCACCAGCCAGAGCUGGUCUUCAGGCUGCGUUGUUCGCCCAGGUUUCUGCAUCUUGCACUUUGACAUUCCCGAGAGGGAAGUGACUAGUGGGAGGGAGAAAAGGAGGGCAGGGACAAACACAGAGAGAGGCUGCAGGGUGAGCUCUGAUGGAAAAUAGGUCUUUGAAGUUAAGGGCAUGGCCCUGAGGUGGGGGAAGGGGUCUGCACCCCUGACCCCCCAGCCUGUGCUCUUGCCCUGUACCAGGCCCCUGCCCCAACCACAACCCCAAGGCUGCUGCUGGCUGGCACCUGGGGUGAGUGGUUGUCCCUGGUAGGAGCCCGGGAGGCAGUGACACCCUCCAGCUCUCAUCCCACCCCUCGCUAGCACCAUCUCUCUGACCAGGCAAGCCAGGGUGGGAGAGGGACUUGGAGAAUCCAGGCAUCUGCUUCCAAGUCUGCCUGAGGGCCUCAGCUUCCUGGGUCAGCCCAUGGCUGUGGCUCUGAGAGUUGGGCAGCAGGUGACAGGGCUGUUGAUUACCCUCGGUCCCUUUGUGCUACUGUGUCCCUCCUCUCCUGCUGCCCUGGGCCCUCCACUGAGAGACCCUGCCCUACUUGGCCACUGGACUGGGGCCUAGGAGCUUCCCUUCCUGCCCUUAAAAGUGAGGGUCCGCUGGUCCCUGCCUCCCCUGCCCUGUUGCUGUCAGCUGAGGGAAGGGCAGUGGAGAACUUUCCCCUUUGGGUCCCUUUUCCUAGUCACAGACUCUAUAUUUGAUACGAAAAAAUAUAUAUUUAAAAGUGGAAGGAAAAAAACCCCACAGAAAAAGCAUUCCUCCCUCACGCCCCACCCCUUAAACGUAUGGUGUUUUAAAGGUCGUGAAAGCAAGUCCAAUCCAUCACAGAAACUCUUUGUGGGCUCUUGGUGACACAGGAGUGGGAGGGGCCUCAGAGCCCCCUCUGGGCGGCUCCCCAGCUACCUGAACAGGAACCCUUCUUUUCUCUGAGAAAGCCGAGAGGGAACAUUGGCUCACGCACUGUGAGAUAUUGUUUUUAUACUUGGAAGUGGUGAAUUUUAUAUGAAGUCAUUUAAAUAUCUAUUUAAAAAAUAGGAAGCUGCUUAUAUAUUUAAUAAUAAAAGAAGUGCGCAAGCUGCCACGUGUGA
Molecule: messenger RNA, 4422 nt
Organism: Globicephala melas (long-finned pilot whale)
Lineage: Eukaryota; Metazoa; Chordata; Mammalia; Artiodactyla; Delphinidae
Gene: CSF1
Product: colony stimulating factor 1
Biological process (GO): positive regulation of macrophage differentiation; osteoclast differentiation
Cellular component (GO): membrane
Molecular function (GO): cytokine activity; growth factor activity
Source: RefSeq, a predicted model, not a curated record